Cucumis melo (muskmelon) is the source of this 3301-nucleotide messenger RNA. Its product is annotated as sm-like protein LSM7. The transcript has 7 exons. Gene Ontology annotation, biological process: mRNA splicing, via spliceosome; nuclear-transcribed mRNA catabolic process. NCBI's taxonomy places the organism in Eukaryota, Viridiplantae, Streptophyta, Magnoliopsida, Cucurbitales, Cucurbitaceae. Gene Ontology annotation, cellular component: U2-type prespliceosome; Lsm1-7-Pat1 complex; catalytic step 2 spliceosome. The record is from RefSeq and is a predicted model, not a curated record. The coding region runs from base 2665 to 2964 and encodes 99 amino acids. Gene Ontology annotation, molecular function: RNA binding.
AAGAAAUUGAUAGGGAGAACCAAUUGCCACCAUCAUCGCCUCUUCUCUAGGGUUUCAUCCAUACUUCUGUCCUCUUCUUCCUCACCUUCCCCAUUGCUUCAUAAAAGAAGAAAGAAAGGUCUUCUUCUUCACUUGAAAGCAACCCACCCGAUCGUCCGUCGAAUUCUUCUUCCUCAGCCGCGCCCAGCAGAUCGUCCGAGGAAGCCCAGCCGCUGCGCGAAGCUUUUCCUCCUCGUCUGCGCCAGUAGCCGUCUCCUCUCACAAGCUGCGCUCUCCGUCAAAGCCAUGGCGUCCGCGAGCCGUGACCCGAUCUCCUUCCAUCUCCGAGCCGCAUCCUUCAUGCCGAGCUGUGACCCGAUCGCCAUUCCACCGACCCGUGAGCCGCGCCAUAACUUAAGCCGCUUCCUCUCCCGCUUGAGCCGUGAGUCGUGCCCCCUUCUACCCAGCCGCCUUUCCGCCAAGCCGUAAGCCGCGCCCUUCCGCUUGAGCCGUGAGCUGCGACCCUUCUGCUUGAGCCGUGAGCCGCGACCCAUCCGCUUGAGCCGUGAGCCGCGCCCAUUCCGCUUGAGCCGGGAGCCGCACCCCUUUUGCUUGAGUCGUGAGCCGCGCCCCUUCAGUCGUGAGCCGCGCCGCUUCUGCUUGAGCCGUGAGCCGCGCCCCUUCCGCUUGAACCGUGAGCCGCGCCCCUUCGGCUUGAGCCGUGAGCCGCGCCCCUUCUGGUUGAGCCGUGAGCCGCGCCCCUUCUGCUUGAGCCGUGAGCCGCGCCUUCCGCUGAGCCGUUAGCCGCGCCCCUUCCGCUUGAGCCGUGAGCCGCACCCUUCGGCUUGAGCCGUGAGCCGCGCCCCUUCUCCUUGAGCCGUGAGCCGCACCCAUCCGCUUGAGCCGUGAGCCGCACCCAUCCGCUUGAGCCGUGAGCCGCUCCCCAUCCGCUUGAGCCGUGAGCCGCGCCCCAUCCGCUUGAGCCGUGAGCCGCGCCCCAUCCGCUUGAGCCGUGAGCCGCGCCCCAUCCGCUUGAGCCGUGAGCCGCGCCCCAUCCGCUUGAGCCGUGAGCCGCUCCCCUUCCGCUUGAGCCGUGAGCCGCUCCCCUUCCGCUUGAGCCGUGAUCCGCUCCCCUUCUGCUUGAGCCGUGAGCCGCGCCCCAUCCGCUUGAGCCGUGAGCCGCGCCCCUUCUGCUUGAGCCGUGAGCCGCACACCAUCCGCUUGAGCCGUGAGCCGCACACCAUCCGCUUGAGCCGUGAGCCGCUCCCCUUCUGCUUGAGCCGUGGGCCGCGCACCUUCUACUUGAGCCGUGAGCCGCGCCCCUUCCACUUGAGCCGUGAGCCGCACACCAUCCGCUUGAGCCGUGAGCCGCGCCCCUUCCACUUGAGCCGUGAGCCGCACACCAUCCGCUUGAGCCGUGAGCCGCGCCCCUUCCGCUUGAGCCGUGAGCCGCGCCCCUUCCGCUAGAGCCGUGAGCCGCGCCCCUUCCCCUUGAGCCGUUAGCCGCGCCCCUUCCGCUUAAGUCGUGAGCCGCGCCCCUUCCACUUGAGCCGUGAGCCGUGCCCUUCCGCUUGAGCCGUGAACCGCGACCCUUCCGCUUAAGCCGUGAGCCGCGCUCCUCCAAUUAAAUUUAUCUUUUACCUCUUUCAUAGUAUAAAUUUUUUAUGUGCAGAACUUUGAAACUUAAUUAGUUUUUUUUUUAAGUUUCAUUGAGUAUGUGGGUGGGGUAGAGAAUUGCUUUCUUUUUUUUUUUUCUUUUUCUUUUUUUUUCUCAAAAAUGGGUAAAUAUAUUAAAGUUAAAAUGAUCUAAUUAUUAAAAGUAAAACAAAAAAACAUCACUUAUCACACAUUAAAGUUAGAAUGAUUCAAGUAUUAUUAUUAUUAUUAAAAAUAAAUAAAAAAUAUUAAUUAUUUAUUAUCUUUUAGUUACAUUCUCACCGCUCUUUUUAACCUAACCGUAAAUAUUUUAAGAGAUAAAAAGGUUAAAAUAUGAAAGAUCUAUCUCUUUAUUUCAAUGUUUAAAUUUCUAUAAUAAUCUAUAUAAGUUUAUAAAGUUUUGAGUCGGUGAGCCGCGCCCCUUACGCUUGAGCCGCGAGCCGCCCUCCUUUCGCUUGAGUCGUGAGCCGCGCCUCUUUGGCUUGAGCCGUGUGUCGUGUCCCUUCCGCUUGAGCCGUGAGCUGUGCCCCUUCUGCUUGAGUCGUUAGCCGCACCCUUCUGCCUGAGCCGUGAGCCGCACCCCUUCAGCCGUGAGCCGCACCCCUUUAGCUGUGAGCCACGCCCUUCCGCCUAAGUCGUGAGUCGCGCCCCCUCCCGCUUGAGCCGCGAGGCGCGCACCCUUCUGCCCAAGCCGUAUGCUGUCUUUCUCAGGAGCGGAAGCGUAGCUUCGCCGCACGCUUUCUUCCGAGCUGUGAGCCGAUCGCAAUUCCUUCAAGUUGUCGUUUCAAAUAAAUAAAUGAAUUAUUUAUUUCUAGAAAAACUGUUUUGUGUUUAAUGAUCACAGGAUCGGGCCGGAUGAGAAAUUGGGCCAGAGUCCAACCGUCUAUGGUUUGGAGGGUUACCUUUCCCGCCAUCGACCAUUUCUCUCAACGAGCAAAUCUAGGGCACAUUCUUUCCGCUCCUCAUCACUUCCAUUGAAAGUUCCUGGGGCGUUUAAUUUUACGGAGGAACUGAGAAAACGAUUGCGCGAUGUCUGGAAGAAAAGAAACUGUUCUGGAUUUGGCUAAGUUUGUAGACAAAGGCGUCCAAGUGAAGCUUACUGGCGGUAGACAAGUUACUGGAACGCUCAAAGGAUAUGAUCAAUUGCUAAACCUUGUGCUGGAUGAAGCUAUAGAGUUUUUAAGAGAUCCUGAUGAUCCAUUGAAGACAACAGAUCAAACCAGGCCUCUUGGCCUAAUUGUGUGCAGGGGAACUGCUGUGAUGCUGGUGUCUCCAGUUGAUGGAACAGACGAGAUUGCUAACCCCUUCAUCCAGCCCGAUGGUGCAUAGAUCUGUUGCCUGAUACUGACAAAAGAACUGAUGGUGUAGAAAGGGAGAUGGGCCCCUGCUUGUUUGGCCGACAAAGGAUUUCUUUUGUUGAUACCCCAACUUGUUCUCUUUCGGCACAUGUGGGACUUUAUGCCAAGCCGAGCCAGCUCUUUGGACUCAGCUCCAACUUGUGCCGGUAUGCCCUUUUCUGCACACUUCAAUCUUAGUUGUAGUUUGGUCCACUCACUAUUUUUAUCGGUGUUGGUGUAAACAACUCAACUUCCAACUUCAAUAGUUGACAUUAUUUUAGUUUCCAUACUUAUGGAUUAAUCUCAUCCUUCUUUAUUUUUCAUAUUUA